AUGGAUAAUAAGAGGCACUUCGUGUUGGUUCAUGGAGCAUGCCAUGGAGCAUGGUGUUGGUACAAGGUUGUUGCUCUAUUGAAAUCUUCUGAACAUAAAGUCACAGCAUUAGACAUGGCUGCUUCUGGAAUCCAUCCAAAACAAGUGCAUGAACUGGAUUCCAUUGAAGAUUAUUAUGAACCAUUGGUUGAAUUUCUAAGAUCAUUGCCACAAGAGGAGAGGAUAAUCCUUGUGGGUCAUAGCUUGGGUGGGAUUUGUAUAUCUAUGGCUAUGGAAUUAUUCCCAAAGAAAAUUGCAGCUGCUGUAUUUGUUGCAGCUUUUAUGCCUUCUCCUGAUCUACGCUCCUUGACUCUCCUCCAAGAGUAUCAUGAAAGAUUGGAUUCCAGCUUGGAUACAAAGUUUAUAUUUGACGAAAACUCAAAUAAUAUUAAACAAAAUGGAUCUAUGAUAUUAGGGCCACAAUUCUUAGCAACCAAGUUGUAUCAACUAUGUCCAUCAGAGGACUUGUCUCUUGCAAUGAUGUUACUAAGGCCUCUUUGUAGUUUUGGUGAUCAAGAACUAUUACAAGAGAAAACAAGUGUAACAAAAGAUAAUUACGGAACUGUUGUUAAAGUUUACAUUGUGUGUCAACAAGACAAAGUGAUCAAACAUGAUUUUCAACUGUCAAUGAUUGAACGGAAUCCUACCAGUGAAGUUAAAGUGAUUCAUGACGCUGAUCACAUGGUCAUGUUCUCUAAACCUCAAGAGCUUUAUGCAUAUCUUCAAGAAAUUGCUGACACCUAUUAUUAG
Molecule: messenger RNA, 789 nt
Organism: Lathyrus sativus (Indian pea)
Lineage: Eukaryota; Viridiplantae; Streptophyta; Magnoliopsida; Fabales; Fabaceae
Source: the annotation of a GenBank genome assembly